Molecule: messenger RNA, 771 nt
Organism: Exophiala viscosa
Lineage: Eukaryota; Fungi; Ascomycota; Eurotiomycetes; Chaetothyriales; Herpotrichiellaceae
Product: oxidoreductase
Exons: 4
Coding region: 1-732 (243 amino acids)
Molecular function (GO): oxidoreductase activity
Source: RefSeq, a predicted model, not a curated record
AUGGCCUCGUUCGAAGGAAAAGUGAUCGCAAUCACCGGCGGCGCGAGCGGGAUCGGGCUGGCAACAGCUAAACUGCUGGCUUCGCGUGGUGCGACUCUCUCGCUUGGCGACACCAACCAAGCCGGUCUGGAUGAUGCCAUCAAGUCUCUCUCUGGUGGCAAACAUACCAGCACUGUCAUCGACGUCACCAACAGCAAGCAAGUAAACUCGUGGAUCGAAAAGACCGUUGCAGACCACGGAAAGCUCGACGGCGCAGCAAAUAUGGCAGGCAUCGUCCUUAAGAUCGCUCCAAUAAAGGAGGAGACAGACGAAACGUGGGCCAAGAUCAUGGACGUCAAUUCCAGCGGCGUGUUCUACUGUCUGAGAGCACAGCUGAACCACAUGAAGGAAGGAGGAAGCAUCGUUAGCGCAUCGAGUGUUGCUGGCCAGUCGGGAUUCGCAGGACUGGCAGCAUACUGCGCGAGCAAGCAUGCAGUCAUCGGCUUGACGAGAGUUGCUGCGCGAGAGCACCCGUCAAUUCGUGUCAAUGCGAUUGCGCCAGGAACCAUUGCAACGCCGAUGGUCAGGGAAAUGGAAGGACGAUCGGGUCAGCCUCAACCAACUGUACGACAAUGUAUCGAUCGACAGGCGGAUCCCAGUGAGGUGGCAAAGGUCAUUGCUUUCUUGUUGUCUGACGAUGCAAGUUUCGUUACUGGAGCCGUGUACAAUGUAGAUGGAGGGUGGAUGACUUAGGUCCGUCAGGAGACGCGCGUCGUGUCGAAAGCGGGCAUU